Gigantopelta aegis is the source of this 1842-nucleotide messenger RNA. RefSeq names its product metal transporter nramp1 homolog. NCBI's taxonomy places the organism in Eukaryota, Metazoa, Mollusca, Gastropoda, Neomphalida, Peltospiridae. Gene Ontology annotation, biological process: metal ion transport. The record is from RefSeq and is a predicted model, not a curated record. Gene Ontology annotation, molecular function: iron ion transmembrane transporter activity; manganese ion transmembrane transporter activity; cadmium ion transmembrane transporter activity. Gene Ontology annotation, cellular component: membrane.
AUGGCAGAAAAGAUGCUUCUCGUGUUCGAUGAAGGAUUUAACAGAAAGCCAGCCAUCAAUGACCACGAGUUCCUGGAACAACAAGAGAGUCAUCUUCUUACACUUUGUCAGAGAACUAUGUCUCUGCCAAUAGGAAGUUGUGGCUCUAUGAACCUCUCCAUUGCUAGUCUGUUUUCCAUUUUCUUUCCUCCUCUCCUUCCUCCUGGAGCAGCUGAUCUUGAGAUUUCCAUUCUCAUGCAGACUGCAGCCAUGAUGGGUCCUGGGACUGCUAUACAUGGGGUCCUGUCAUCGUUAUAUGGUAGAGACUAUGUUGAAAGAAAUAGUGGGUUGAUUCUUUGGGAUAGUGUUCAGCCAACUCAAGACUGGAUUAAUAGUUGUAUUCCUCAGGUCAUGAGUGGGAGUGGUGAUCUAGACAUACUGAGGUUAGUUCGUCGUCAUCAUACAAGAGUAGGACAAGCUGAAGUGAACUAUGGUUGUCACAUGGCUACCCACAUGCUUUGGGACUUCUUUUCUGGAGGAGGAAGAAUGAUGGUUUUGACAAGUAAUCAGGGUGUUACUCCUUGUCUGUUACCAGACUGGGAUAAACUGACUGAGCUACAAUUGAACAUGCCCAAUAUGUUAGAAAACUGUGCCUAUUGUACCUUCUAUGAUACAUACAUUCUCUCACACAUUUCUCUUUCAAUAGCCCACUGUUUUAGUUUUCGAAAGUUAUGGGCCUUUACAGGUUCCUGGUCUGGUUUUUUAAUGAGUAUUGCCUAUCUUGAUCCUGGUAAUAUAGAGAGUGAUCUACAAGCUGGUUGCAGUAGCUCAAUACGUUUACUCUGGGUAUUAUUAUGGUCUACAGUAGCUGGUUUAAUGAUGCAAUUGUUAGCUGCUAGAUUGGGUGUAGUGACAGGAAAACAUUUAGCUGAAAUCUGUAAAGAUGAGUAUCCAUUUAUUCCACGUAUUGUACUGUGGAUAUCAAUGGAACUAGCUAUCAUUGGAAGUGAUAUACAAGAGGUUAUUGGAUCAGCUAUUGCUAUCAACAUUAUAUCUCAAGGAAUGUUUCCACUAUGGGAGGGUUGUCUUGUUACUGGUAUUGAUAUUACCUUUCUAUUCUUAGAAAGUUAUGGAUUGCGAUAUUUAGAAGGAUUCUUUGGACUACUUAUCACAAUUAUGUGGGGAUGGUUUGGAUGGAUGUAUGUCUAUUCCAAACCCAAUCAACUUGAUGUUAUCAAAGGCACCUUUAUUCCAAUGUGUUAUAAUUGUAGUAGUGAUGCCAUUAAUCAAGGACUUGGUGUAGUAGGAGCUGUUAUUAUGCCUCAUAACAUUUAUCUUCAUUCUGGACUUGUUUUAGUAAGAACAUCACUUAUGAGAGAAGGCAUCAAAUACAAUACAAUAGAGUCAAGUGUGGCCUUACUUAUCUCUUUUGUUAUUAAUCUGUUUGUAAUCUGUGUGUUUGGAGCAUGGAUCAAAUAUAUCUGGGCUAUUGGUCUGUUAGCAUCAGGACAGAGUUCCACAAUGACUGGUACAUAUGCAGGACAAUUUGUUAUGGAAGGGUUUCUAGGUCUAAAAUGGGCUAAAUGGAAACGUGUCCUAUUAACUCGAUCUAUUGCUAUGGUACCCUGUGUUAUUAUUGCCAUUAUUGCUAGCAAGAGACUGGACUUUUUAGAUGAGUUCAUUAUAUUGAACAAACUUCCUUUUUCUGUUCUACCAAUCUUGUUUGCUACAAGUUCAAGGAGAAUAAUGAAACAACAUCGUAACAAUAUUAUUCUCACUAUUAUUGCUUGGUUAAUUGCUAUUAUUGUAAUGGGUGUCAAUUGUUUCUUUAUAAUUGAUACUGUGAGAGCAGCAAUGGCCUAA